Penicillium argentinense is the source of this 2682-nucleotide messenger RNA. RefSeq names its product exocyst subunit SEC10. Bases 1 to 2682 code for a protein of 893 amino acids. Gene Ontology annotation, cellular component: exocyst; cytoplasm. The transcript is spliced from 2 exons. NCBI's taxonomy places the organism in Eukaryota, Fungi, Ascomycota, Eurotiomycetes, Eurotiales, Aspergillaceae. Gene Ontology annotation, biological process: exocytosis; Golgi to plasma membrane transport. The record is from RefSeq and is a predicted model, not a curated record.
AUGAUGGACAAUGCAUCCAUUGCCUCGGCCAGCACCCGCUCCGUCUUCCCCAAAGGCCCCAGCUUCACCCUCGAGGACUUCUCCAGUCGCGACUUCAUCGUCAAGGAAUUCAUCGAGACCCUCUCCGACACCGCCAUCUCGCACCGUCGCUCCAUCGGUACCGCCAUCCCCAACCAGCCCUUCGAUCCCAAACCCCUCAUCCGCACCUUCGAACAUGCCCAGCGCCGACUUGGCGAGCUCUCCGGCGACCUCGAGAUCCGCGAGAAUGAGCUCUCCGCCGCCGUCCGCCGCGCCGAAGCGCAACACUCGCAGAACCUGACCACUCUCGGCCGGAAGCUCCGACAGACCAUCGAGUCGUUCCAGCAGCUCGACACCUCGUUGAAUGGCGCCGGCUUGGAGAAUGCGGGGGGCACAGGCAACAUGGCUGUCGAGACGGGAAAGCGGCUGGAGGAGCUGGAUCGGCAGCGUCGGCGGGCUCUCGACGCGCAUUUCUUGCUGGAGUGCUGGGAGGGUGUCUGCAAUCGUGGCGAAAUCACUCUCCUGGAGAAUCUGCGCCGAUCAGGCACGGCCGAGGCGAAGGUGCGGUCGGCGCAUAUUGCGCGCCAACUCUUGCGCAUUAGCCAGCGGUUGGAUCCGCAGAGCUGGCAAGAAAGCUCUGCGAAGAAUGGAAAUGCCAAUGCCAAUGCGAAUGGAAACUACGGAUCAAAUUCGUCGUCUUCCGAGGAUGUCAGUCGGGAGAGCAGUCCCCCGCGGCGAAACACGCGCGAGGUGAUUGAAAAGUUCUCUGAGACGCUGGAGAAGGAUCUUCUGAAGCAGUUUGACGACUUCUACCGCAAGGCCAAUUUCGAGGGCAUGAAGGACUGUGCGACGGUCUUGCAGGAUUUCAAUGGCGGGUCCAGUGUGAUUGCCCUGUUUGUGAAUCAGCAUCAGUUCUUCAUCGACCGCAGUCAGCUUGUCACAGAAGAAGUGGGUGGCGAUGCCGAGUCGUGGGAGCGCAUGGCCGAUCCGGACGCCGAGUUGCCUGGCGUUGAACCCAGUCUGCAGUCUCUUCUGGACGAGGUGAAGGUGGUCGUGCAGGAGGAGUCGGCGAUCAUCCGCCGUGCGUUCCCCUACUACGAGCAGGUGCUGGGAAAGUUCUUGCAACGAGUAUUCCAGCAAUCGAUUCAGCAGAGACUAGAAAUGGUUCUGGAGAAGGCCAGCGGAGUUUCGUCACUUGCAUUUCUACGAUGCCUACAAAGUUCUCGAGGCUAUAUCAGCGCCUUGAUUGAUGACUUGAAAGCCCACGGAUUGACCGAACACCCCGAGACCAUCUCUUCUCAAACCGCACUCCUCCUGGACCAGCAGCUGGAAGAACUGUUCGUCCCCUACUUCGUCGGCUCUUCUUACAUUGAACGCGAGAAACGCACCUUGGAGGAGCUCUUUAAUGCUGUUCUCUUCAAAUUCACCACUUACCAAGCCCGACGAAAGAAGGCCGCCACCACAUUCAUGGCUUCUCUCUCACGCCCCGGCACAGAACUACUGUCCACGACCCGCGACGCCUUCAUCAACCGCCUGGAUUCCCCCGAAGUGUCGCCCAUCCAACGACGAAUGCUUCUCCAAGUGGCUAAAUUAGGCGAGGUGCCCGAAACCGUGCGGUUGACAGAGAUCAAACUCACCGAAGAAGACGGCCAGCCCAACCUGAGCGACGCCAAGCGCAUGCUGAAAUGGCUGGCGGAGGCUGUGGGUCGUGGCUUGGAGCUGAGCGUCAAUACCGACACCCACAAGGAUGUCUCCGCCAUGCUGAACGUCCUCUUGAUUACUAUGGGUGAUGGAUACAUCGAUGUUUGCCUCGACGCCGCCCUGGAGGCCGCCACCUCGCAAGAAUCUGGCAAGACAGAGCCCGAUUUUGCGUACCUCCCGUCCGUCCGCACGACGAUUAGCAUUACUACGUUGAUGGUGAUGUGUGUUAAUGCGGUUCUGCUCCCCUUGGCUGCGGGCAGUAUCACGACCCGCCGGGAUAUGGAGAAACGAACGAGCCAGACGACCUCCCGAAUUGAAGAGAAGAUCAACACGAUCGAACAAAAGACCAUUGACGGAACAUUGGCCUGGGUCAGCCGUCUCCUCUCGGGGCAAAGGAAAAACGAUUUCCGACCUCGAGACAGCGACAACACCGCCUGGCUCGAAAUGCUCCAAACACCAACCUGCGCCUCAAUCUGCACAUUCCUCACCCGCCUCCAAACAAUCGCCAAAACCUCGCUCCCCUCCAGCGGCUCCAACGUCCGCUCUGUCCUCACUGAAAUCGCCCUCCGCACUCGCAGUCUGCUUCUGGAACACUUCAAGCGAUUCUCCGUCAGCGGCCCGGGCGGGCUGAUGGUUACCAAGGAUAUGACCCAGUACGCCGACCUGCUCAAAUCAUGGGACAUUGACGAGGAAACGAAAGGACCCGGUGGCGCGCUGGACGUGUUACUGGAAGUGGGCAGUUUGUUCGUGAUUGGCGUGGAGGCCUUGCGAGAGCGGAUCCGCGGCGGCGCUGCUGCUGGUACGACUGCUGGGUCUGGCGGCAGUACGUCGACGGCUGGGACUAGUGCCGGCACAACAUCUGCCCGACAGGAGAAAUUGAGUGUGCAAGAGGUGCGGGCGUAUGUUUCUAGACGCGAGGAUUCGAAUACCCUUGCUAUGCAACAGGUUCUUAAUGCGCUGUGA